Messenger RNA from Caenorhabditis briggsae, 2118 nucleotides. RefSeq names its product Protein CBR-TPA-1 (gene Cbr-tpa-1). Lineage: Eukaryota; Metazoa; Nematoda; Chromadorea; Rhabditida; Rhabditidae. The record is from RefSeq and is a predicted model, not a curated record. Bases 1 to 2118 code for a protein of 705 amino acids. Gene Ontology annotation, biological process: protein phosphorylation. Gene Ontology annotation, molecular function: diacylglycerol-dependent serine/threonine kinase activity; ATP binding. The transcript has 11 exons.
AUGACUCAAGCGGAAAAUGCAUGUCGACUAAAAUUACUUCGAGCGGACGUUCCUACGGACUUACUUCCAGCCGGAUGCUCUCCAACUGAUUUGCAACCAGCUGUGAAUGUUAAAGAGAAAAUUGAAGUUAAUGGAAUUUUUUCUCCCAAUUUUUCAGGAGAAUCUCGACUAGUCCAAAAGAAGAAAACGCUCUACCCGGAAUGGGAAAAGUGUUGGGACACGGCAGUUGCAGAAGGACGGAUACUCCAAAUAGUGCUCAUGUUCAACAAUACACCGGUUGUUGAAGCGACGAUGAGACUUGAAGAUAUCAUCUCGAAAUGCAAAAGCGACGCGAUCACACACAUCUGGAUCAAUACUAAGCCAAGUGGACGGAUUUUGGCUCAAACAAGACAUCUGAAGAAUGCACCGGAUGACGAUCACCCUGUAGAGGACAUCAUGACAUCCCGAAGCAACUCAGGUCCUGGAAUUCAACGCCGUAGAGGAGCGAUAAAACAUGCGCGCGUUCAUGAGAUUCGAGGCCAUCAAUUCGUGGCCACUUUCUUCCGACAGCCACAUUUUUGCUCGUUGUGCUCUGAUUUUAUGUGGGGACUCAACAAACAAGGAUAUCAAUGUCAACUGUGUUCCGCUGCUGUGCACAAGAAAUGCCAUGAAAAAGUGAUUAUGCAGUGUCCUGGAAGUGCAAAAAACACCAAGGAGACUAUGGCUCUAAAAGAGAGAUUCAAAGUUGAUAUUCCGCAUCGAUUCAAGACUUAUAACUUCAAAAGUCCCACUUUCUGUGAUCACUGUGGUUCAAUGCUUUACGGUCUUUUCAAACAAGGACUUCGAUGUGACGUUUGUAAUGUGGCGUGUCAUCACAAAUGCGAGAAGCUCAUGUCUAACUUGUGCGGUGUGAAUCAAAAGCAGCUCAGUGAGAUGUAUCACGAAAUCAAGAGAGGUACUCAUGCGACGGCUAGUUGUCCUCCGAAUAUUGCUAAUCUACAUAUUAAUGGAGACACAAAGAGCAAUGGAAGUUUGCCGAAUAAGCUCAAAAACCUGUUCAAAUCUCAUCAAUACAGUGUGGAGGAACAGAAGGAUACAGAUGAGUACAUGGAUAACAUCUGGGGAGGAGGAGAUGGUCCAGUUAAGAAAUUCGCUCUUCCACACUUCAACCUGCUCAAAGUUCUCGGAAAAGGAUCAUUUGGAAAGGUUAUGCUAGUGGAAUUGAAAGGAAAGAAUGAGUUCUAUGCAAUGAAGUGCCUCAAGAAAGAUGUGAUAUUGGAAGAUGAUGAUACAGAAUGCACCUAUAUCGAACGACGAGUUCUGAUCCUUGCCAGUCAAUGUCCAUUCCUCUGCCACUUUAUUGAGUAUCUAUUCUUUGUGAUGGAGUAUUUGAAUGGUGGUGAUUUGAUGCAUCAUAUCCAACAAGUCAAGAAGUUUGAUGAAGCCAGGACGAGAUUCUAUGCUUGUGAAAUUGUAGUGGCUCUUCAGUUCCUUCACACCAACAAUAUUAUUUAUCGAGAUCUCAAAUUGGAUAACGUUCUUCUGGACUGUGAUGGUCACAUCAAACUCGCAGAUUUUGGAAUGGCCAAGACGGAAAUGAACAGAGAAAAUGGAAUGGCGAGUACUUUCUGCGGAACUCCAGACUACAUUAGUCCGGAAAUCAUCAAAGGACAACUCUACAACGAAGCUGUUGACUUCUGGUCGUUCGGAGUUUUAAUGUAUGAGAUGUUGGUGGGACAAUCGCCAUUCCAUGGAGAAGGAGAAGAUGAACUAUUCGAUUCGAUUCUCAAUGAGAGACCGUAUUUCCCAAAAACCAUUUCCAAAGAAGCUGCGAAAUGCCUAUCCGCGUUGUUUGAUCGUAACCCAAAUACACGUCUUGGAAUGCCGGAAUGCCCGGAUGGUCCAAUUCGACAACAUUGUUUCUUCCGUGGUGUCGAUUGGAAGCGGUUUGAGAAUCGACAAGUGCCGCCACCAUUCAAGCCAACUAUCAAAUCCAACUCGGAUGCUUCCAACUUCGACGACGACUUCACAAAUGAGAAGGCUGCGUUGACACCGGUUCAUGACAAGAAUCUUCUGGCGUCGAUCGAUCCGGAGGCAUUCCUUAAUUUCUCUUACACAAAUCCUCACUUCUCAAAGUAG